Penicillium subrubescens is the source of this 1212-nucleotide messenger RNA. RefSeq lists its product as uncharacterized. The coding region runs from base 1 to 1212 and encodes 403 amino acids. The record is from RefSeq and is a predicted model, not a curated record. The transcript has 2 exons. Lineage: Eukaryota; Fungi; Ascomycota; Eurotiomycetes; Eurotiales; Aspergillaceae.
AUGAACUUCCCUUCCUUCACCGUUGAGGUCAAGCUGAGGUCGUUCACAGAGAUAUUCUACGCUCUACACGACGAAGCCCUACGCGACAAUGAGGAGGACUUGGAUAAGUGGAUCGAGAACCAGGAGUUUGCCAACAAAUUCCGGAGUCUUUUUGAUGUUCUUCCAAUUUGCUGGCUCGAGGAGCUGGCCGAUCUAUUCCCGAGGACUAGACGACAUGUCCUCUCUCCUAUGAGGGAGACCAGAAUCUUGAAGAAGACCCGCAACCGAGCCAUAUUGAAUUUCCGAAAUAACCUGCCGGUGGAGAAAUUGAAGCCCGAGACGAUUGAAUCGAUCUGGAAAUGGGCCGAUGACCCGGCGUCCUUCUUUAAGGAAAAUGACCGCACGGCGAAUCCGCUCCCCGAGGCGGGUGCCUUGCUCACGCCGCUCGAUUCGGUAUGCAUUCUCUUAGACCAUCUCGAGACACGGGUUCAGCUCGACCGGAUUCGCCGGAGAUUGUUGCUGUAUCUUCUAGCGUGGAUGGUCGAGACGAGGAUCCAGGUUGGGACACACGAUGAUGUGGCCAGCAUGCUGGUCCAGUCACACUUGAUCUCCCCGGUCUCUCAGAAGUCCUUUGCGGGUAAUCUCAGGGAUUGGUUGGCCAGGGGCCGGCAGUAUCUCCAUCUGGCCAAGAGACUGGGCGAAGAGGGCGAAGCGGGCGCCGUGAUCUUCCUCCCAAUGUGGAAGGGGGAGUCUGUUUGGUAUCACCACAGUCAUGUCGGCGGCGGCAACGGAGCUGAGAUCAUCGCUUGGCUCAGGGCUAGUAAGGUGACGGAGGACGCCCGUCGGACACACGAGUAUCGCAACGUCGACGGUGUGGUGAAAACGCUGAGCGCCAACGAGGUGGUGGAAAGGCUGAGGGCGGCCUUGGACGGGAACUUACUCGUUCGUCAUGAAAUGGUCUCGCCGUCGCCGCCAAUGCCACCCGGGAGCCGUAUUCGGAGUUCCCGUCAGCUGCCAUCUCCGGUGAUACCAUCGUCGCCACCGACACUCGGCCAGCAGGGAGGGCAAGAGCUUUUACCACGUCAAGCGAUGACUCUUAGCCAGUCGUCCCCCGAUGCUGGGAGUUGCACCCUCGGAGAGCCUUCACCCUCCGUCAUCGUCCCUCGGGAGGAUGAUUGUCGUAAUUUAGGUUUUCUCACGGGACAGCCUCGAUGCGGCUCCGACCCUAUCUGA